Molecule: messenger RNA, 8841 nt
Organism: Saccostrea echinata
Lineage: Eukaryota; Metazoa; Mollusca; Bivalvia; Ostreida; Ostreidae
Product: tyrosine-protein phosphatase Lar-like
Exons: 36
Coding region: 519-6356 (1945 amino acids)
Biological process (GO): protein dephosphorylation
Molecular function (GO): protein tyrosine phosphatase activity; protein binding
Source: RefSeq, a predicted model, not a curated record
UUGUUUGUGAUUGUUUUUCUGAGUGCAGCCUUAAGUGUCUCGUACUUGAGUCGGUGGCAAAAUAUAUGUAAACUGUGAAGGAUUUUUUUUUCUCAAGAUAAAAAAGAAAAUCUAUGAAAAUUUCAUUGCUUGCUGAUUGAUUUUUCUUUACCAUUGCAUAUAUAUGCUUAUAGCUGUAUUACAUGGUAAAAAUUGGACACUAUUUAGCAGAGGAGUAUCUAUUGAUUUUUCCCCCUCUUUUGUCUGGUUUUACUCUAAAGUUUGGAACAUUUUCUGCCAGAUUUUGAACAUUUGACUUAGAUAUGCUGAUCCCAGAAGAAAUUGUUACUAGUCAUUGAAAAGCUGCAGAACAGAAAUUCUUUUGUGAUUAUACAACAUUGAACAGGAUUUAAUUAUCGGUUUAAGACUGAUUGAGAAAAUGUAGACACAAAGGAACCAUCUGUCAAUGUGGUGCUAUAUUUAAAUGGUUCAUGAAUUGGUAAAAUAGAAUUAGUAUAUGCAGCUUUAAUGCUGUGGUGAUGAUGAAUGACGUUCUGAAUACCUUUGCUGCAGCGGUGCUUUUGAGCACUGUGGCCAUCUAUGCAGAGAACAAUGUUGCACCACAAAUUACCCAGGAAGUUCGGAACCUGACUGUGGCUGAGGAACUUGUGGUCACUUUUGUCUGUAAAGCAUCUGGAAAUCCACAGCCUACAUUUCAUUGGGAAAAAGAUGGGAAAAAAUUGAAUAUAAGGAGGAACAGAUUCAAAAAAUUAGACAUGCCGUAUGGUAGUAUUUUGAGAAUUGAGACCGUGCGUAACAAGGACAGUGGUAGUACCUUUACCUGUGUGGCUGAGAAUGGUGUGGGGGAUCCAGCCAGAAGUACUGGGCAUCUGAAGGUCUACCGCAUUGACAGGGAAGGAAACGAAUUUCCAGUAGGAUAUCCCAAAAUUAUUGUUAAUCCAGAGCUAAAAUCUGUUGAGAAAGAGAAACCUGCCAUCAUGCAGUGUCAAGCUGAUGCUAAUGGACACAAGUUUGACAUCGAGUGGUUCAAAAAUGGCAUCCCUGUAGAUCUGGGUGACAACAAACGGCUCACAAUCACAGAAACAGGCUCUUUACGGAUAGCCAAGGCUUUAGAGUCGGAUUAUGGAAAGUAUGAAUGUGUAGCUACCAAUGAAUAUGGAGUGGCAUACUCUUAUGCUGCUAUGUUAUACAUCAGAGUACGUAGAGUUCCCCCUCAUUUUACCCUCCCUCCAAAGAGAGUGGAGGUGGACCCCAACGGCAGUGUCAAUCUGACCUGUGUGGCUGUCGGAUCCCCUAUGCCACAUGUCAUGUGGCGAGAUGGUGCCACAGAACUUGGAAAACCUGUCAUAGGAAAAAAUGUCCUUCAACUUAAAAAUGUCACAGAAAGCAAGAACUACACUUGCGUGGCGUCCUCUGACUUAGGGAACAUCGAACAUGUUGGGGAGGUCAUAGUUAAAGCACCUGGAACACCUCCAAGAUAUGUUACCGCCAAGGCUCUUAACUCCAACACAGUCAGUGUGUCAUGGCUACCUCCAGAAAAACCAAACGGUGUCAUACAGGGAUACCGAGUGUUCUACACUCUGCAAGCAGAUUUACCCAUAAUUCUGUGGAACAACAAAGAAGUCCAGUCAAACACCAAUGAAACUAUUAUAACAGGUCUGAAGCCAAAUGACACAUACACAAUUUGUGUCCUAGCUUACUCCAGUAAAGGGGAAGGUCCAGUGUCGCAGCUUAUAACUGUCAUCACCAAUGAAGGAAUUCCGUCACAACCCCGUAACAUUUUUGCGGAAGUUACAGGACCUAACACUAUAGAUGUAUCCUGGGACCCUCCUAGUCAGAUUAGAAUUGUAGUUAGCAAAUACUUUGUGUACUACAACGAUACAUACUUAAAGCAAGAGAACAAAGCGGUAGUCCAAGGCACAGAGACCAAGUAUCAACUGCAGGAUUUAACCCCCGACACGGUGUAUACCAUAAAAGUCUCAGCCUUGUCAGUGAAAGGUGAAGGGGCCGCCACACGCAUCAUCCAAGCCAAGACACUCCCAUUUGUGCCAAGUGCCGCCCCUCAAGCUGUUAGUGGAAUGCCCUACAAAGACUCCAGGAGUAUCAAAGUCACGUGGAAACCUCCCCCAAAAGAUCAGCAAAAUGGGGAGAUAAAAGGCUAUAAGAUAUUUUAUGUGAAAUAUGACCCCAGUCAGACUGAUCAGGAUGCCACCAGCGUCUCCGUUGACGCUGAGAAUCAGGAGAUAGUGUUGGGCAAACUUGAGAUCUUUACUGAGUAUAAGAUCUGGGUUCUGGCCUUCACCAGUGUAGGAGAUGGUCCCAGUUCACCACCCAUACGAGUGUGGACCAAUGAGGAUGUGCCUAAUGAACCCACAAAGGUAACAGCUGAAGCCAUCAACUCUACGGCCAUGUUUGUGGACUGGCGGCCACCAGAGGGCCGGGGCAGCAAUGGUAUUAUCCGCGGAUACUAUGUCUACUACUACGAGACGAAUGAUAAGGAUGAAAUGGUCGGACAGGAGUUGGUACAUGAUACGCAUGAUGGAAAUAGGAAUGAAGCUGUGAUCACAAACUUGAAAGCCGACACACAGUAUUCUGUGCAGGUAGCAGGGUACACAAGGAGGGGAGAUGGAAAACGCAGCAAAAAGAAGAUAGUCAAUACAAAAGGGGCUGUGCCCACACCACCAAGGGAUCUGAAUGCUGUACUGCUAGAUGAGGAACGCCCACAAGUUCAUGUGACCUGGAAGAUACCAAAGGAGGUGCAUGGGGAGCUGAUGGGGUAUCAGGUGAUCUGGGGACGCAAAGGGGAAUCCUACCAAAUGCUCAAUCUGCCAGCCAUGAGACAGAGCUACAUCUCAGAUAUCUUAGAUAAGGGAGCUACAUAUGAAUUUAGAGUAAAGGCAAAAAAUGAAGUUGGACUUGGUGAGAGAGCAUCGGCUGUAAUUAUUACUCCUGAUGGAAUCCCAGCAGGAGCUCCUCAGAAUUUUUCAGCUGAGAGCUUGACAGAAACCAGUGUUUUAUUGGAGUGGGACCUACCAGCCAAGCACCUGCAGAAUGGAGAAAUUGUCAUGUACCAACUCAUGUACCACAAAAUGGCUGAUUCCAUCAACGCUGAAGAUCUCAAUAUCACUGGACUACAGUACGAGGUGAAGGGACUGGAAAUGAACACAGACUAUGUUUUCCAGAUCCGAGCCUUUACCAGUAGAGGACCCGGCCCCUGGAGCCCUAAAUAUAUGCACCAUACAUUCGGAAGAAUGCCAGACAAGCCACAGAAUGUUCGUACCCGCCGCAAGAAUCAACAUAAGAUUGAGGUGACCUGGGACGAGCCUAAGAUGGCUGUGGCCGGAUAUCGGGUUUACUACAAUGACUUUGCAAGCAAUAACAUGGAAGACUGGUCCAAGAUAGAAAUUGGUCCCUACACAAUAGCAGACAUUGACAUCCCAGAUGACAAGGCGACAUAUGUUGUUCGAGUGCAGGCCAAGUCAGUGGAUGGCAGAUUUGGAAAUAUGUCGGAACCUUUCGUAGACUCGGUCGUUAUUGUAUAUGUGACGGAUAAGCAGGUGAGAAAUUUCCAGGUGACUCUACGUACAGCCACAGAGGUGCAUUUAAGCUGGGAUCCCCCAGAAAAUUCUGCUGUUGUCUUUUACCAAUUGGAAUAUGUAGGAGUUCAAUCGAGAAGACACAAAGGUCAACUAUUACCACCAAAACAAUACCAAUCCAAACCUAUCGAGAUUUCAGGAAACCAAAAGAGUUAUAUCGUGAACAAUCUCCAGCCCAAAACUUUUUAUACGUUCAAUAUCACAGCUAGAUUCCGUGACGGAACAACAGGUGAUCCACAGAUGGUGAGGGCCUACACUCGUCUGCUUGCUCCAAAUAAAGUUCCUCAACCCCAAGUGAAAGGAUACAGGAAAAACUCAGUCAUUUUAACGUUUGAUAAAGCCAGUGAAGAAAAUGGCGAUUUAAGUUACUAUUACUUAGUUGUGGUACCACAGAAUAUAGCAGCACAGAAAAAUCCACAAGAUUUCAAAGAGUCAGAGAUAGGGUUGAAGUUGAACACAACAACUAAAACGUUUUAUUCGGACACCAUGCCUUCAAGUUAUCCUGCCAGAAAUGUGUACAUCGCAGCAAAGUUUAAGGCUGAUCAACUUCCCGAGGAGUUUACUUUAGGUGAUGGCGUGGAAUAUGGAGGAUUCACUAAUAGACCUCUGGAGGUGGACAACACGUAUCGAGUCUUCUUGCGUGCCUACACAGUUGAAAUGACUUUGUACAAGUCCAGUGAUUAUUCUGCUUUUUUGCGCGUGCAUCCCAAGAAUCCAGAACCAAUUGGCCCCAAUGAAGACUCUGCAAGUGUCAAAGAAGACGACCCUACAAUAGGGAAAGAAAGUGUCGCAAGCUCUAAAAGUGUCAUGAUAAUAAUGAUUGUAGCCCCUGUCUGUGCUGGCGUAGCCUUCAUAAUCAUCGUCUGUAUAUUGGUGGUGUGGUACAUGAGGAGGAAAUCGAACAGAAAAUCCAAAAGUCCUGAGCCAUAUCCUGGUAAAGUAAUAGUGGAUGUUCCUUCUCAUCCAUGUGAUCCGGUGGAGCUCCGUCGCCAACAUUACCAGACCCCAGGUAUGAUCAGUCACCCACCCAUUCCAAUUCAUAUGUUACAAGAGCACAUAGACAAUCUAAAGGCUAACGAUAAUCACAAGUUCUCACAAGAGUACGAGUCCAUAGAACCAGGACAGCAGUUCACUUGGGACCAGUCCAACUACGAGAUUAAUAAGCCUAAAAACCGAUAUGCUAACGUGAUUGCAUACGACCAUUCUCGUGUCAUCCUACAACCUGAAAAUGGCAUUCCUGGUAGUGAUUACAUCAAUGCAAAUUACAUGGAUGGUUACAGGAAACAGAAUGCAUACAUUGCAACACAGGGUCCAUUGCCAGAGACAUUCGGAGAUUUCUGGAGGAUGGUUUGGGAACAAAGGACUGGAACUAUAGUUAUGAUGACCCGCCUAGAAGAAAGGUCAAGGAUUAAGUGUGACCAGUACUGGCCCCACCGUGGUGCUGAGACUUAUGGAGUGAUGCAGGUUCUCCUCGUGGACGUCACAGAACUGUCUACUUACACCAUUAGGACCUUCCAUAUAUCCAGGUAUGGGUAUCCUGAGAAGCGUGAAGUUAGACAGUUCCAGUUCACCGCAUGGCCAGACCAUGGCGUCCCUGAUCAUCCCACCCCUCUCCUGAUGUUCAUGAGGAGAGUGAAGGCCAGUAACCCCCCUGAUGCAGGCCCCUUAAUCGUUCACUGCAGUGCUGGAGUUGGACGCACAGGUGCUUUUAUUGUCAUUGAUGCCAUGCUGGAACGCAUUAAACAUGAAAAGACAGUGGACAUUUAUGGUCAUGUGACCUGUUUACGAGCUCAGCGUAACUAUAUGGUUCAGACAGAGGACCAGUACAUCUUCAUUCAUGAUGCUCUACUUGAGGCGGUAACAUGUGGAAAUACGGAGGUUCCUGCCCGCAAUCUGUCGGUUCACAUUCAGAAACUGAUGCAGCCGGAACCAGGAGAAACUGUCACGGGAAUGGAGUUAGAAUUCAAGAGAUUAGCAAAUAUGAAGGCUAGUCCCAACCGCUUUGUUAGUGCAAAUCUUCCUGUGAACAAAUUCAAAAACAGGCUUGUUAAUAUAUUACCUUUUGAAUCCACAAGAGUAGCAUUACAACCUAUUCGGGGUGUAGAUGGCUCUGAUUAUAUCAAUGCAAGCUUCAUAGAUGGUUACAAAUAUCGCCAGGCCUACAUAGCCACACAAGGAUGUUUAGCAGAGACCACCGAGGAUUUCUGGAGAAUGCUCUGGGAACACAACUCCACAAUCAUAGUCAUGCUCACAAAACUUAGAGAAAUGGGCAGAGAGAAAUGCCACCAAUACUGGCCCAGUGAGAGGUCCGCUCGAUAUCAGUAUUUUGUCGUCGAUCCCAUGGCAGAGUAUAACAUGCCUCAGUAUAUUCUGAGGGAGUUUAAAGUCACAGAUGCAAGGGAUGGACAGUCCAGAACUAUCCGUCAGUUCCAGUUCACUGAUUGGCCCGAGCAAGGUGUUCCGAAGUCUGGGGAUGGUUUCAUUGAUUUCAUUGGUCAAGUUCACAAAACAAAGGAACAGUUCGGACAAGAGGGACCCAUUACUGUCCACUGCAGUGCCGGAGUGGGCCGGACAGGAGUGUUCAUCACCCUCAGUAUAGUGCUUGAGAGAAUGAGGUAUGAAGGAGUUGUCGACAUGUUUCAAACCGUCAAGAUGCUGCGAACGCAACGACCGGCCAUGGUGCAAACAGAGGACCAAUAUCAGUUUUGUUAUAGAGCUGCCUUUGAGUACCUGGGAUCAUUUGACCACUAUGCAACGUAGAGACAAGUUAAUCAUAGCGUUGUGAAUUACUUCAACAAGCAAAUUGGUUUUCUGUGGAGGAAAAACCUGAACAGUUUGCUAGGUAGCCAGAGGCACGAGAAUCCCUGUCAGCUCUAUGUUUAUAUGUGCAAUAACAUUUAGUUAGAAUUAUCCAUUCUUUCUGUGAUGUCCUUGGUGUGCAAGUGGCCAGUACAGGAAGGUUAUGGAAAACAUAAAUCAUGUUGACAUCUGUGUUGCCAAAGAAAUAAACUGAUUUCUGGUCUGCUUCUCUGAAAUAGAGAAGAUUAGUCCAAACUGUGAUUUUUUUUUUUUCAUCAUUAGCCAUGGUGCUUGUGCGUGUGUUAUUGUUCUAGAGACUGCUUCCAUAAUAUCGUGUCCAAAAUGUAUGCAUUGUGUCGACGUUUCUCUAGAGAAGUGAAAACUACAUUACUUUAGAAGGGGUUAUUACUCUUAGUUAACAAAAACAACCAGUUUUCUGGUUUUUCGCUCGCUGUGUUUGUGCGAUAUUUUUUCAUGUUGCAAAAUGUCAUGGCUCAGACAUUUUUUCUAACUGCUCAAUGUCCCAGAAAAUUCCAAACAUCACAAGCCAUGUCACUGAACUUUUUUCACAAUUUGUGAGCUAUAACAUGAAAUUGAAAUGUUUUUAUUAAAGGAAAUCUGAAGGAUAUUGUGGGUAAUAUUUAUUUUUCAUUUUUUUCUUUAUACUAUGAUGUGAUAGAUGGCCAGAUUAUCAUGCAAGCACAUCUGAUUGUCAUUCUAGAUAAUCAAGAAUAUAAUUGUGUUUAAUAUGUGAGAACAAAUAUGUGUUGCUUUAUAGUGUGAGAUGAUUUUGUACAUUUUUGUAUCUAUGUUUUUGGACAGAAGAAAAAAGUGCUUGUUUAUUUAAAAGGACGUCCCUAAACUCUUAGCACCCUGUACAGGCAUAAUAAUGGAAACACCCUGUACAGGCAUAAUAAUGAAACACCCUGUACAGGCAUAAUAAUGAAACAAUGUGGUUCUGAUGUCUGUAAAAAUGGUAGUUCUGUUGUGUUUUUAUGUGCUAUUUGAAAAAAAAAAUUCUCUCAACAAAAGUUGAAACACAGUUGAUUGAACUACAGCAAAUCAAGUUAAAUCUUACAUGUAUAUGUUUUUGUUGUACUGUCUUUUAAAACAAAGGCUUGAAAGUAUAAAGAUAUUUAAUUUUAUGAUAAGAUUGCUAACUUAUGUAUAUAUUUAAAAAAAUACAUGUACAUUGAAGACAAUUUUUCCCACCUACUGAUAGUAUUGAGGCAUAUUUUAUUGUAUAGAUAUACUUAAUGUUCAUUGUACACGACAUGGCAUUAUAAUUAGACCAAGGAUCAUUUCAUUCAUCAUCAUCUAUUAUCCAUAUACAUCACAUAUUCAAUGACCAUAUUAAAUGUUGACGUUUUAAAUGUUAAAAAAAGUUGAUCUGUGAUGAAUUCCUUAUUGAGUGGUAUUUUUUUCCUUAGAACUUCAGGGACAUGGUAUUUUGGUAUUAAUUGAAUUAUUUCUACACACGGAAUUAAUUUCCAAACUAUAUUGUACAUUAUAUUUAAUAAGACUUUAAAGAAUUUAUUAUCGUAUUGCGUACACAGAAAAAAAUUAUGUAAAAACUGAAUGCAGCUUUCUUCUUCUCUGUUGCAUUCUUUAAUUUAAAAAAAAAGUCAGCUUCAUUUAGAGAAUUCAGCGUAGGACUUAAGUUUGCAUCAUGUGGUAGAGUUCAACUUUAGGCUUCAUGGGUAUUGUAUAGAAACUUUUAUGAACAUGUUCCUAUUUCUUAAAGUGUUGUACAUUUUAAACUUGAUGAAACAACACUGUCUUCUUUUAACUGCAUUGCAGUUAAAUGAAAAUAACUCAGCUGGUAUCAGAUUUCAAGAUUUCAAUAAACAGGAGUAUAAAAAUUUAAAUAAGGGGUUAAAUUCAAUGAUAUUUAGAAGUUCAGUAGACCAAUUUGAAACACGAAACAUGACAUUCAACACCUAGCUCCAUGUUCAUGUAAAAGCUGUAUAUAUAUAUAUAGAAAAGCACCCUCACUUUCAUGUAGAUUCUAAAUGUCUCAAUGUAUGUACAUGUAUGUCUGCUUGUUAUAUUUCUUUACAUUGCUUAACUGUAAGAAUCUCAAUCUAAAUCCAUAUACAAUAUGUUAUUAGACUAGAUAAAGAGUAUUCUUAAUGUUCUACAAAAGUCAUCUACCAAUGGUUCUCAUUUUUUCGAUUGAUUUUUUUUUCACAUAAAGUUGAUUAAAGAUUGUAAAAAUUAAUGUGAAUUAAACAGCUUUAAGUCACUAUUUUUUCCUCUUGUAUUUUCACUGCUAUUUAUUCUACAAGAUAUGCUAGACAUUGUUAAAAUUGGUAUUUCAUUAGAUCUACCCAGACCAUUACUGUCUGAUCCUGUGCAUUGUUGUCCUGUACAAUACUGCUGAGAUGUUGUGUUACUUUGAUCUGAUCAGAAGUAUUCAGUCAUAAAUAAAGACAUAUUACUGACA